CAUUGCACAGGCCCAUUUAUUCUAUCCUAGAGCAAGAAGGCCUAGUAGUCCUCAAUCGAAUCAUGAACACAGAACGCCAUCCAAUAUAAAUAAUUCAACACUUACAAAUGGUAUAAUGGAUUCUGUAAGAACGAAUUCGAUACCACGUAGUGGUAGCACUGAACAACAUAGUUCUUCCCGUCGCUCCAUGAGUAAUACCAGACGUGUAUAUUUCAGUUCACCACUGGAAACUACAAACAAUGCCGAGGAGCGCUUUAAUUUAGUAAAUGGAUUUCAAAAUCAUUGUAAUGGGCAAAACACAGAUGAAUCAUCUCCUGAGGCAAUUAAUGAAGGGUUGUCUAAUGAAGUUCAGCUGGUUAAUGCGGACGACCCUGGCAAGCAAGAUUCUGAUUUUGAAGAUAUUAUACAUAACGAUGCAACGCAUUUAGGUGUAUCAGUAAUAACAUUGGGUCCGAGAUUAAUAUUGGAUGACGAAGAUGAUGGAGAAUCCUCUGUUAGACACGCUCAUUUAAUAACCCAGGGCAAUAUUGAAGAUGUUAUGGAACACGAUGCCUGCAUAUUACCGGGUAUGGAGGACAUUGACGCUAAAGUAUAUCCACAUGUUUCUGUAUUAGAGGAUGACCAAGAAACAACAGUAUCACCGGUUGUGGAUGGAAAUAUGGAAGCGUGCCUAGACAGUAUUUAUGACUUUCCACCGGAAAGGGAUGGGCCCGAGAUGGCUGAAACUAAUAUUGCUGAGGAUUCUUUAAUAGACCGAAGCUGGGAGAAUGGAGAAACAUCUGAAGAUGGAUUCGAUAACACAUGCUCGGUUAAGCCGGUAGUAGCAUUUGGCGGUAACGAGGUCACCUCAGUUGAUGGUAACUCCUUGGCGAUAUACCAGAACUUGAAUGAUAGCGAUAGCAUAGGAGUAAUCAACAAGGCUGACCGUGGAAUGGUUACUAGCCAGGUAGACUCUAGCAGUGACUACAAAACAGCAAUUGAUUACGAUGAAUGCAGCUAUAAUAAUGCAGCAACUGUUAUAAAUAUUGUGGAAUGCGACUAUAUCUCCCAGGAUCAAAUGAAAUCCUUGACAGAGUCGCAUAAGGAUGCGGUGCGAUACAUGAAGACCAGGGAAAUGAAUAGAUACUAUACCUUGGAUAUCCAUAGUUGCUCAUGGGUCACCUGCGCUGUUAAUAGUUUGGUGUUUAUUAGUCUAGUGUCGACCACACUGCUUCUAUCACAUAUCCUUAAACAGAUUUACGCGCAGCCGGAGUUUGCCAUUCACGAAAGUAUUGGUGAUGCUAUAUGCGAGGUCGCAUUAAUGGAUUUGUGCAUAUCCAUUUCAUUGCUGGCUGGUACUUUGGUCAACUUAUACUGCUUCGGCAGUCACUCGAUAUAUUACAGGAUGGUUGUGACCACUCUAGGGCUAUUUGUACUUUUCGCUAUCAUCGUUGUAGAGUACCUGUUAUCGUUGUUCCACGUUAUAGGAAAUGAUAAAAACAUAGCUUCCCAUAUGGGUUGGUUUUUGGACCUCCAUUACAACAUAUGCAUUGGUCGAUUUUGCUCAUACAAUCUAGUGUCACUCCUGUAUAAGGUGGUCCUUGCAUUCUUCAAUAUAUGGAUCUUGUUUAACCGGUUCAUAUUGCCACAUUUACUUGUGAGAUUUGCCGAAGCCGAUAGUCGUAGAAUAAAGGUGGCGUCCAUUGAUAGAUGUAACAUAGCAGUGCCUAACCACCCCGUCUUCUCUGAUCGCCAUGGCACAACUUCAGUUGUAGGUUACAUUGUAAAUUUCGACUACAUGGGUGAUCUUGGGUUUUUAUGGAAAGCAAUAGCGAAUAUACUGGGACUUUCGACUAGGAAUGCUCACCCAUCAGGAAUGAUUUAUCAAUACGUAGGCCAACUAAAUAAGGAUCUUCGGCCGCAUGGUUAUGGUUUGUGGCAAGGAGCAAGCUCUUAUGGCGAAGUUCUCAUAGGUUAUUGGGAACAUGGAUUACCCUUGGGCACGUUCAAAAGUAUGGAAUAUAAAACGCGUUCAACAUCUAGCCAGAUAAUGAUGGGAUGGGUGAAGUGCCCCCUUGGGGGAGGUAUUACUAUGGGAGUUGCAGCUGUCGAAAUGUGCACGAAAAACAACGGAUACCAUUUAUUACCAAGGGUAACUAAAUAUAGAGCUGAGAUAUUCGACGAGGAUACCGUAAGUGAAGGAGUGAUUAAGGAAGCUGGGACCCUGGAAGAGAUAUCAGAUAUUGGUGUAGAGUACCCUCAAAACGAUGAUGUCAUCCUUCGGUUAUAUAAAGUCUAUAGAAAUCUGGUUCCGUUUGAUUUCGGCGAUUGUAGCGCGUAUCUGCGCGAUUGUAAGAAAAGGAAUGGUGUAUUCGGAAACUUCAAGUCACGGUUGUGUAAUAUGUUGACCAACAGGCCGGGUGUCACCCAACUUGGCCGAGUAUUUAAAUCGAUUUUUAAAACAUUGGAACACAACACCCCUUCUUUUGUAGAGAUAUCAAGCGCCAAAAUAUCAAUAUCCACUGAUACCUGCCUUAACCUUUAUGUCGAUGGCUAUGUUCCAUUCGAUGUAACAUUUGACAGCGAUUUGAGUCCACUGGCUUAUAAAAAGAAUCAAAGUAUGUCGCUUAAAGUGGAUGAAAACUAUGAUGGUAUCAAAACUGGAUUGCCGAAACCUACUCUCCUGAAGCCCACUGUGGAACCUGUGCUUAUUAUCCCCGGUUGGAAGAAACGUGGGUCCUAUAAGAGCCCUGAAGUCUGUGUUUUCAUACACGGCCCUCAUAGUUCUAGCGAAAAGUCGUUACAGGAUAUAGCACAACUCUACUGCUCCUGCAACUAUCCACAAUAUGUAAAGCCUAUAUUUUUUGGUUGGCCUCCUUUUUGUAGCGUGUCCAAGAAGGAUUCACCGAAAUAUGAAGAGUCAUUAGACGGCUGCAAGGAAGCUUUAGAGCGGUUUUUGAGAGCACUGUUGAUGAACAGUAUAACUGAUAUACACUUGGUAGUGGACACCAGUGCCGUGUCUAUAUUCCUGGAGACUUUUGCACUAAUCACCAACAUGAAAGAUUCGUAUUGUAUUUUCCGCGGUGUGAAUGAUUACAGUGAGAUGAGUGUGAAGUGUCUAAAUCUACUGACAGUCACGUUGAUGUUCCCUGAAUGCAAUAUGGAAAGGUUUGUUAACGCUCUCUACAUGCCUCUCAGGAAACACUGCGAUAUUGUUACUGUAUAUGGAUAUACAGCCACAUCUAAGUGGUGGAAGUACUUUUUGGAUCCAACUAAACAUUUCAUGUCCAAGAAUAUCACAUCAUUUUGGACCCAACGUAAGGCUGGGACACCUAAUAUUUCGAUGGACCAUAAGCUGUAUAUUGACGGGUCUCCUACGUUAGGUUCAAUUACAUUGCCUCCGAUAUCAACAUCCAUUCCAUCUGAUAACGAUUGUUUAGACGAAGAAAUUAUAUGGCUGGACGUGGAUUGUAUCGACGUCACGUGGUUGUCGUCACUAUCGACUGCUAGUAAAUGUAAUAGGUGGCAAUAUUGCAAAGAAAUCGCUGACGAUCUACGGGAGUUAAUAGUUUGUCGCAAGAGAGCCAAAGACAGGAUCACCAUCCUGGACCGGGUUGUUGGUAACAUCUGGGUCCACAAGUAACGGGUUAGAGCUAUCAAGGGAA
This is a messenger RNA of Babesia bovis T2Bo, 3644 nucleotides long. RefSeq lists its product as uncharacterized. The transcript has 2 exons. NCBI's taxonomy places the organism in Eukaryota, Apicomplexa, Aconoidasida, Piroplasmida, Babesiidae. The record is from RefSeq and is a predicted model, not a curated record. Bases 116 to 3622 code for a protein of 1168 amino acids.